Messenger RNA from Microthlaspi erraticum, 915 nucleotides. The record is from the annotation of a GenBank genome assembly. Lineage: Eukaryota; Viridiplantae; Streptophyta; Magnoliopsida; Brassicales; Brassicaceae.
AUGCUUGCAAGCUAUGGAGAAGAGUAUGAUCGCACCAAUCGGAGCUCGACCCACCACUCGAUCGAGUCAGAGAAAUUGAGAAAAGAUGUUAAGGCAUUGAAUGAGAAGUUGGAUAAGCUGAUCCUAGCUCAGUCCACAAUGAAGAAAGUCAACUUUGUGUCUGCUGAGGAGAUGGAACCAGUCCAAGAAGGGGAGGAUACACAAUUUGCUGAAGUGUGCUACAUGAGCAAUGGGCAAGGAGGUUACAACAAAGGAUACUAUAAUUACAAGUCCAACCCUGCCAUGUCAUACCGCAACACUGAUGUUGCUAACCCUCAGGACCAAGUAUAUCCUCAACAACAAGCAGCUCGAUCGAGUCAGGUGCCACAACAUGGGUAUGGUCAAAAGAACAAUUACCAAGGACCACAAGGCACUUUCCCUGGACAACAAAUGAAUAUCCCACCAGGCUUCCCCCACCAACCGCCCCAGCCUGCACCUUCACAAGAGAAUGAGCUCAAGGCAAUGCUAAAGCAACUACUUCAAGGGCAAGCUGAUGGGCAAGGACAACUACCUGGUAAAGCUAUUCAGAACCCCAAGGAACAGUGCAAGGUCAUCUUCACUCAAGAAGGACUUGUUGAAGAAGAGGAUCAAGAAAGGGUCAUUGAAGAUUUUUGUUUACUGCUGAAUGAUGAAGAGAUUGUUGCUGCUGAGGCUCCUGGAGUCCAGAUUGAUCAACCAGAAGUGCAGGCACCUACUGUGGCCAUUCACACUUCACCAGUUGAGCUCGCACAACAAGCUCGAUCGGCAGCUCGAUCGAGUCCAACUCUAGCUCGAUCGAGUCCGACCUCUUCUGUCCGACAGCCAUUUUGCUUGAUCCUUACCAACCGGUUGCCACUUCCUCGUCUCGCCUACUUAGUCAAGGUCACAAGGAAGUGA